Coregonus clupeaformis (lake whitefish) is the source of this 1457-nucleotide messenger RNA. RefSeq names its product GDP-L-fucose synthase-like. Gene Ontology annotation, biological process: nucleotide-sugar biosynthetic process. Bases 414 to 1388 code for a protein of 324 amino acids. NCBI's taxonomy places the organism in Eukaryota, Metazoa, Chordata, Actinopteri, Salmoniformes, Salmonidae. The transcript is spliced from 12 exons. Gene Ontology annotation, molecular function: GDP-L-fucose synthase activity. The record is from RefSeq and is a predicted model, not a curated record.
GAAGAGUUCCAGUGUUGGAUAGCCAUAGCCAGCUAGCUAAGUAGCAUCCCUCUCUGUCUGAGCUGGGUGUUUUGAGUAGGCAGCUAAGUGAAAGUGAAGAGCAAAGCCUAUUCAUGGUUACCGGGAGACCGAGUAUGCUCGGUGGGGAGCUGUGUGUGAGGGGGGAAUGGAUCGCCUCCGAGCUGUGGCUUUCUCUGAGGGCAGCCCUCUCCUAGGCCCUGUGCAUAUCCUGGACCUGGACAAGGCUGGAUACAUCAAACCACACAUCGACAGUGUCAAGUUCUGUGGCAGCUCUAUAGCAGGGCUGAGUUUGUUGUCAGACAGUGUGAUGCGCUUGGUGAGGGAGGAUGAACCCGCUGAAUGGCUGGACUUGUUUCUGCCGCAUCGCUCUCUCUACAUACUCAGAGUGAGAGAUGGAUUCGCAGACUAAGGCUGCGCCGAUGCGCGUGCUCGUCACGGGCGGAUCCGGAUUGGUCGGGAAGGCCAUCGAGCACGUGGUGAAACAAGAAGGCGGCUGUCUCGAGGGCGAACAGUGGACCUUCCUCUGCUCCAAAGAAGCCAACCUCGUAGAUCUACAACAGACAAUAGCAGUUUUUGAGAAGUAUCGGCCCACCCAUGUCAUCCACCUGGCUGCCAAGGUGGGAGGACUCUACCUUCACAUGAAGGAGAACCUACACUUUCUGAGGGACAACCUUCGCAUCAAUGACAACGUGCUGCAGACGUCUCACGAAAUGGGCGUCAUCAAGGUGGUGUCCUGCCUGUCCAGCUGCAUCUUUCCUGACAAGACCACCUACCCUAUCGAUGAGAGCAUGAUCCACAAUGGGCCUCCACACGACUCGAACUUUGGCUACUCACAUGCCAAAAGAAUGAUUGAUAUUCAGAACAGGGGAUACUUUGCACAGCAUGGGCGUCGCUACACCGCCGUAAUCCCGACUAACGUGUAUGGUCCCUAUGACAACUUCAACUUUGAAAAUGGUCACGUGCUGUCGGCACUCAUGCACAAGACACAUGCUGCUAAAAAGGAGGGAACCCCUCUACAGGUGUGGGGCUCCGGAACACCCAGGAGACAAUUCAUCUACUCUCUGGAUGUAGCGCGUCUGUUCCUCUGGGUGCUGCGGGAGUAUGAUGAGAUUGACCCCAUCAUUCUCUCUGUGGGGGAGGAGGAGGAGCUCUCCAUCAAGGACGCCGUAGACAUGAUCGCAGACGCCCUGGACUUCAAAGGUCAAAUAAUUUUCGACACCAGCAAGUCAGACGGUCAGAUGAAGAAGACGGCCAGCAAUGCCAAGCUGCGACGCUACCUCCCUGACUUCACCUUCACGCCGCUCUCUGAAGGUAUCAAGAAGACCUGUGAUUGGUUCGUGAACAACUACGACAUAGCCCGAACAUGAAGACCAAUGAAGAUAGAGACAUGAAGAUUGUUUAAUGAAAAAUAAGACUAGGGCUACGUCCCAAUACUA